AAUUCUGCAAUCACAACGGUCAGUAUGUCUGUAUCAUCCAGCUGGGCUCUAGCUCCAGCGUCGUAAAACGUUCCGUGGCUACCGCAUCAACUGCGUGCCUUUGGAAAAAGGAGCAUUCUCCUGCAUCUUUUUCCAUAUCCAAUUCCUUGCCUCUCUCUGUCCGUCCUCUUUCGUAUCCCCAGUUCUUGGAUGUUUGCUUGACCAGGCUUGACUGAAGCCAUCUAACCACACUCGCUUCUUUCUCACCGACAUAGCCACCAGUGAUUGGUGCACACAAAUUCCGCCAUGUACAUCAACAUACCCUCACGGAGUGGUACACCCACAAAAGGCCACCGGACACCAGCGACACCUGGCUCGCCUUCAAAAUACACAGAUUACUUCAGCCAACCGAGACGACGAAUUCAUGUCAUUCGCAUACUCUCCAUCUCCCUCGCCGUCGUACUAUGCUACAUCGUCGCUACCCGUGGUCCCGAGACAUCAACAUGGGUACCGACGACAGUUCAAGACAAGCUCAAUUUCGGAGACCAUGCAGCAACUCAUGUUGGUGAAAAUGCACCACCACGAGGAUACGGCGACACAGAUAGUGGCAGGUGGUCCGACUCUGUUGAAGAGCACAACGACGAUAACACGCACAAGGAUGAAGAGAUGGAACACACUGUCGACCGUCUGGAAGGAGACGAGGAGGCAGAGUAUGAGAAGGUCAAGAACUCGCAGACAGACAACAAAGAGCCUCAUUUGGAGGAAGGCGCUGACUAUGUGCCCGAGGGCGGCAGCGAUGAGGAGUCUGCUGUUGAGCCAUCACACCACACCCAAUCCACUCCUUUUGUUGCACACAACAUUGGCAGUGGUGAGAAGUACUCGUUCCGCGAGGCUCUCAGAGAUGUUCUGCAUAUGAUUCCUGAUGAGAUCUACACUCGCGACUUGCUUCGCCCGCUUGAGGGAGGUGGUCAAGACCGUUUGAAAGAACUGGGUAUCAGGGUCAGAGCAUUCCACAAGUUCUUCACCGUCUGGGAGGCUCUUCACGUCGUGGCGGAUGCAAAACUCACCUAUGUUCGUGACGAUGUCAUCAACUACCUGGAGAAUGCACCUGAGAAGGAACUCGCCGAAGUUUCGAACCUGGAGCGUGGAGAUAUCGUCAGAGCUUAUGAGAGAUACAGAGCUUUCCUGGCUCAGCUGUCGCACAUCCUCUUCCCCUACACUUCUCCUUACUUUGCCGACCAUCUCACUCUUCACGCCCAUUUCCGCAAUGGUGGUCGUGGUAUCGUGCUUUCUGGCAACGACAAGCAGGCACCCUUCUUCCUCACCUCAAUCAUGUCUUUCCGCAAGCUUGGAUGUAACCUCCCCGUCGAAAUCAUGUACCUUGGCGAGAACGAUCUCAAUGAUGACUGGAGGAUGAAGCUCGAGUCUAUUCCAGGUGUUGUCACUCGCGACUUGAGUCAGAUGGUCUCUGAUGAUGGUUGGGAGCUCAAGGGUUGGGCUUCUAAGGCUUUCGCUCUGCUCAUGUCCAGUUUCCGCGAAGUCAUCUACUUGGAUGCCGAUGCCUUGUUCUUUGUCAACCCUGAGGAUCUCUUCCAAGAUCCUGGCUAUGUCGAGACGGGUGCUCUCUUUUUCCGUGACAGAGUAUAUGCCCCUUCAUCCCGCAAGCAGUGGCUCAAGGAUAUGCUUCCCAAGCCCAUUUCCAAGAAAGCACAGACAUCUCGCUACUGGACUGGAGAGUCUCGUGAGCAGCAAGAGUCUGGCUGUCUUGUUGUCGACAAGUGGCGUCACUUUGUCGCAAUGUUGACUGUUACUCGCAUGAACGGUCCCGAUCGUGAUGACAACUCCAAGACUGGUGCCAAGGGUGUCUAUUCUCUUUUCUACGGUGACAAGGAGACUUUCUGGCUUGGUUGGGAGCUUGCUGGCGAUACCGACUACUGGUUCAACGAAGGCGCUGUUGGCAACAUGGGUGUUGUGUCCGAGCACCAAUACUACAAACUGAUUGAGGGUCAUGCGGAAUUCCUUCCUGAUUACCACCCUCCGAUCUCCCAAUCUUCCCACGAACACGACACCAAGCCCAAAUCCGAGCACAAAGAAGAAAGCAAAAAGGAGGACAGUGAAGAACACAAGCAAGAAAAAGAACACAAGCAAGAAAUGGCAGACGACCACGAAAAACGUUCUUCCUCAGACGUCCACUCCCUCUACACAGUCUCCUCCCCCCAACUCCUUCAUCUCGACCUCAACAACCGACCCCUCUGGUUCAACGGCUGGAUCCUCGACGACAAGUACGAAGAAGCCAAACACGUCAACGUCUCCACGUGGGAUGUCUUCCUCUCGGAAGUCAAAGAGACAAACGAAGCGCCAGAGUGGAAGAUUGGAAGUCAUAAUAUGGCUGUGUUGAAAAGUACGCAUGCGUUUGAGUUUACGGAGGGAGAGAAGGAGGUUCUGGCGAUGAUUGUGGAGGUCGCGAGGGAAAAUGGUGCAUUAAAGCCUGGACAGUAAAACAGUGUUUGUAGUUUCGGGGGGGUAAAAGGUGUUUGGAAUGGCAUAGGCAAAGCGAAAUAUGAUGUUGGGAAUUUCUCACUGUUUACUUUUCUUUCUGAGGUUCCAUAUUGGCAUGACAGACAUUGUACGAGUAGAGAUGUUAUGUUGUUUGUCGAUCCUUGUCGGUACAAACCGUGUGCUUCUCCAGUCGAGACUUUUGCGACCAAAC
Molecule: messenger RNA, 2689 nt
Organism: Aureobasidium pullulans EXF-150
Lineage: Eukaryota; Fungi; Ascomycota; Dothideomycetes; Dothideales; Saccotheciaceae
Exons: 1
Coding region: 286-2478 (730 amino acids)
Biological process (GO): protein O-linked glycosylation
Cellular component (GO): Golgi apparatus
Molecular function (GO): alpha-1,3-mannosyltransferase activity
Source: RefSeq, a predicted model, not a curated record